AUGGCAUCAGCAGCACCAACAACAAACACAGUAGUGCCUCAAUUAUUGCCUCUAGAGCUUAUUGACAAGUGCAUCGGGUCCAGAAUAUGGGUCAUCAUGAAGGGAGACAAGGAAUUCGCCGGCUUACUUACCGGUUUCGAUGAUUAUGUUAACAUGGUCCUACAGGAUGUCACUGAAAUUGAGCUCACAUCACAAGGCCGUAAAGUGACCAAGCUAAAGGAGAUCUUACUGAAUGGAAACAAUAUUUGCAUGCUACUACCUGGGGUCACGCCUCCAUUAUAG
Synchytrium microbalum is the source of this 282-nucleotide messenger RNA. RefSeq lists its product as uncharacterized. The coding region runs from base 1 to 282 and encodes 93 amino acids. The record is from RefSeq and is a predicted model, not a curated record. Gene Ontology annotation, cellular component: U4/U6 x U5 tri-snRNP complex; Lsm1-7-Pat1 complex; U6 snRNP. Gene Ontology annotation, molecular function: RNA binding. The transcript has 4 exons. Gene Ontology annotation, biological process: mRNA splicing, via spliceosome. NCBI's taxonomy places the organism in Eukaryota, Fungi, Chytridiomycota, Chytridiomycetes, Synchytriales, Synchytriaceae.